AUGCCUACCAUUCCGACGAAACGCAAGAGUUUGGAAAUGCCGCAGGGAGGACCGUGGAAGGUCUCCAGCAGGGACGUCACCGGCCUUCUUCCAGCUAUUGGGACUGCGGCGACUUUUUCAACUGAUCGCCCGACCAAAGAUGAUCAUAUCCAGCCUGAAUUAGCCAUAGCCGUCGAUCAAGAUGAUGCUCAAAUUACCCCUGUCAUCCCUCCUCUGUCGACUUCCCAUGUGCAGGAUCUGAUGUGCAUGGCGAACCCGUGUAUCGAAAAUGCCUCCGAGUCGCUAGCCAGCGAUCCUACAACAGAAGAGGUAUCUAGCCUCCAGAGCCUGAGCGCACAACCCGUCGUCUACGAAGGGCCGGACAAUUCUGCCGACGCUGCUUCACACAGCAGGCCUGCCGAGAUAUUUGUGCUCAUCGUUUCGAUUGACGAAUACAAAAACCCUCGCAUUGGACGACUUGCGGGUUGCAUGAACGAUGGACGGGCCUUCAAAGCGUUCUUGAUAGACACAUUCCACGUACCACCCGCGCAUAUCGUACAUCUCGUCAACGAGAAGGCCACUCGCGAGGCCAUCCUAUCUGCGUUCGAGCAGCAUCUUAUAAAGAACGAUGCGGUGCAGAAAGGCGACAGCAUCAUCUUCCACUAUGCGGGACACGGUAGUCGCGUGAAGGCACCGGAUGGCUGGGUGUCCGAACACAAUCAAGUGGAGACCAUUGUCCCUUAUGACGAGGGAAUAUACGGGGACGAGACAGUCUACGGAAUACCCGAUUACGCCCUCGACGCACUCAUGCGAAGGCUGGCGUCGGAAAAGGGCGACAACAUUACGGCUAUCUUUGACUCCUGCCAUUCGGGUGGCAUAACACGCACAGCGAGUGCUGUUCCACGCGCACUGCAGCCUGGCGUUUCGCCAUCCCCUCUCCCGCCCACGCUGGACCGAGAUAUAUGGGAAGACCAUACAGGCCGCCAAGCGCACCCUGUGCUUGCAGAAGGGUUCUUCUACAAGGCGAGGUCGUCGCACGUUCUUCUUGCGGCUUGUGAGCAAGAUAAAGCAGCAUACGAGACCACUGUCGGCAUUCCUCACGGCCGCUUCUCUGUCGCACUAUUACAGGCGUUGACGGAAUGCGACAUUACGAAGACGACGUAUGAGGGCUUGAUAGAGCAAGUCGUACCGAAAGUGCAGGAGUAUCAGAGACCGCAGUGCGAAGGCCGCUACAAGAGUCGCAUCGUGUUCAAUGCUGCCGCCCAUGUGAUAGAUCAAAGCGAUGGGCUGAAAGUGAGCAAGGGCAGCAACGGAAUCAUUUAUAUCAAUGCGGGAAGCAUCCAUGGUGUAACAAAAGGAGACAAACUCACUAUUCUCUUGCCUCCUGGAUACUCCGACCUGAUCCCCGAAGGACACGACAUGACCUCCCUUGUCUGUGAAGUUGAUAAAGUUGAAUCUUUCCGUUGCCAGGUCACGCCAUUGAAGCCCGACGUCUUUGAGCGUCUCUUGGCUCUGGGACUGACUUUGAAAGCUUCGCUGCCAGUCGCGAGUUUCGCACAAAAUAUGAAGAUGCAAUUGUGGCGGCCGGAUAGCGACGAGUCCCCAGAGUCAGAUAUCCGUAUCGAUCUGGCGGUGAAGUGCCUCAAAGGCGGGGACGUCUGGCAGCUUGAGAGGUUCGACCCUCUCACGACCAUGCUACCGAACCGGAUCAUCAUCGUCGAGCUCGAACCCGCGGAAAGUCCCAGGAAGUUAGACGAUAUGACACGUGCGUUGGAUGCAAUCGCUGUCUUCAAUCAUCACCUUUACCGGCACGGCAAUUCACAAUUGUCACAGUCUGGCAAUGGACUUGAAGUGCGGCUGCAGAAGUUGGAGAAAACUGAGCGUUAUCCAGUCAUAUAUUCGCCUUUCGGGGAUAACUACCUCUCACCUGAGCACUCGCGCUGCAUUGAUCUAAAGCCAAGCGCGUCGUACAAGCUCGAAAAUGUCAAGGAGGCCAUCCUGACCGAUUUCUCACCAUUCUAUGGACUGACCUUGGUCAACAACACCGAUUACGAUCUCUAUCCGUAUGUGUUGUACUUUGAUCCCAGCGAUUACAGCAUACAGGUGUGGUAUACCCCUCCAUCCACGAGUACGUCCACCGCGCCGUUGCCACGACGAAAGGUAAAGGAUGACAAAUACGAAUGUUCGGAGCUGCCCAUCGGGUAUGGCUCCUCGGGCACUGACAGCAUCCGAUUUUCUUUGCCGGAUGGGACAGACAGGGACUCGGGCUUCUUGAAGAUCUUCGCGUCCACCGCGAACGUGAACAUGGAGCUCCUGAUGCAGGAUACCCCUUUCAAGAGAAACUCGCGUUUGGCAGAAAUGCAAAUUAUGCUCGAAGUAUGGGAUGAAUGGACCUAUGUGCUGACUUGUACUACUAAGCAAGGCGUAGUGUAG
Messenger RNA from Laetiporus sulphureus 93-53, 2412 nucleotides. RefSeq lists its product as uncharacterized. The coding region runs from base 1 to 2412 and encodes 803 amino acids. The record is from RefSeq and is a predicted model, not a curated record. The transcript has 4 exons. NCBI's taxonomy places the organism in Eukaryota, Fungi, Basidiomycota, Agaricomycetes, Polyporales, Laetiporaceae. Gene Ontology annotation, biological process: proteolysis. Gene Ontology annotation, molecular function: cysteine-type endopeptidase activity.